Messenger RNA from Nylanderia fulva, 5740 nucleotides. The record is from RefSeq and is a predicted model, not a curated record. Lineage: Eukaryota; Metazoa; Arthropoda; Insecta; Hymenoptera; Formicidae.
GUGUGACGUCACGGCUCGACCGUCUCGUGCGAGGCAUCUCGGGUAAUAUACACGAUUCGCCAUCUUGGACAUGGUAUGGCUCGGCACUGCUGCUACUCGGCUACAUAGUGCGUGCGGCGAGCAAAGGAAGACAUGCGAGGUUUCGAGCGGACGGCGCAUUAUUACGCUGCGUUGAGCCCGGCGUAAGAUAGAUAAUCUCGAUCGACGACAACCAGCGGCAACACGACGACUCUUCCUUCUCUCUCUCUGUCUCUCUCGCCUCGCGAGAUGGAGGCGGUGAAGGCGUUCAACGCGGAGCUGUCCGCUCUUUACGAAGUUAAACCGCCUAUUUCAAAAGCCAAGAUGAAUUCACUUACACGGGGAGCCAUCAAAGCAAUAAAAUUCUAUAAGCAUGUUGUACAAAGUGUAGAGAAAUUUAUUCAAAAGUGCAAGGCAGAAUACAAAGUACCAGGAUUAUAUGUAAUAGAUUCAAUUGUCAGACAAUCUCGACAUCAGUUUGGGAUGGAGAAAGAUGUGUUUGCUCCGCGAUUUGCGAAAAAUAUGCAGACCACUUUUCUCAAUCUUUUAAAGUGCCCACAAGAAGAUAAAAGCAAAGUUAUACGUGUAUUGAAUCUUUGGCAAAAGAAUGCGGUUUUCCCUCCGGAAGUCAUUCAACCACUCUUUGAUCUGGCUGAUCCAAAUCAUCCGAUACAUAAGGAGCAGCCAGUAAAUAGCAAUGGUACAUUAAAUACAUCAUCUGGAAAUAAUAUAAGUAAUGUAAAUGCAGUCACAAAGACUCCACCGUCUGCUAUUAAAAAUGCUGUAAAGGAUGUAAAACUAUUUUCAACUGGAAAAACGAUUGAUCCGAUAUGGCUAGCACAAACAAAAGUAGAGGCAGCGAAUUUGGCCAAUGCCAAACUACUGAGCCAAUCUAACUCCAGUAAAAUGGACCCUUCUAUUUUUGAUCAGUUACAAUGUUUACAACAGUUACUUUUGAAAAAGCAGGAUGUUGUAAAUGAACCAAAGAGUUCAGUUAAGUUUGAUAAGAAAUUGCUAGACUUUGAUUACGGUGAAGAGGAAGAUGAUGAUGUCGUUAUUGCUAAUUCUCCAAACACAGCUGCAUCGGUCAACACUCAACACAAUGCGGUUUCAGCAAACAGUAGUCUAGAGAGCUUGGGGCUGUUGCUUGCAAAUCCAGAAGUUCUGAGACAGUUGCAAACUUUACAACAAUUACAAAACAAUGCUUCUUCUUCGCAAUAUGAAAUGGAAGAGAAGAUGCGCAAGUUGCAACAAAUGAAACAGCAGGAAGAAGAAUUUGAUAAACAUUUAGCACAAACUGUUCCUAAUCUUCCAUUUGCAUCUGAAUGUGAAUUGAAGCCUUCUGAUAUUUUAAAACCAAAUAUCCAAAGUUACACAUCAAAUGUGAACAGCAACGUGUUACAAGAUAUGAGUCAGCCACCGCCUGGCUAUCCGCCAGCUCUGCCAUAUACGUCACAAUCUUUACCAAACAUUCGACAAAUCAAUCAAUCUGCACAUCAGAAUCAAAAGAGCCCAUUGCUGGACGAACGUCCAGAAAUGCAAGACUAUUCUGGAAACAAUGCCAGACGUGAUAGUAGCAGUGUAGAAAUUGUAAAUUGUGAAAAUACGAGCUCACAAAGUAGAUCGCCAGAUCGGUAUCGACAUCACAGUCGGUCUCGGUCCCCACGUCAUAGAGACAGAGAUCGAGACAGAGAUAGGAAAUCCCGUUCCAGAAGUAGAUCGCGACGGAGAAGAUCUCGUUCAAGAGACAGAGGGCGCGACAGAAAACGCGAUGAUAGCCGCGAAAAGUUGACGGAAGAAGAGCGGGAGAAAGAAAGAGAGCGACGAAAACGUGGUUUACCACCGAUAGUUAGGGAUAAAUUAAGUGUUUGCAGUACGACACUUUGGGUGGGACAUUUAUCGAAACUUGUGCAUCAAGAAGAAUUAUCGGACACUUUUGGAGAACUUGGCGAUAUUGUUAGUAUUGACUUAAUCUCACCAAGAGGUUGUGCUUUUAUAUGUAUGAAUCGAAGACAGGAUGCAUAUCGAGCACUUACAAAAUUGAAAAAUCACAAAAUGCAAGGCAAAGCUAUUACGUUAGCAUGGGCGCCUGGUAAAGGCGUAAAAGGCAAAGAAUGGAAAGAUUAUUGGGAAGUAGAACUGGGUGUUAGUUAUAUUCCUUGGAAUAAAUUGAUUAACAUUACUGAUCAAGACUUGGAAUUGUUGGAAGAAGGCGGCAUGAUAGACGAAGAUACAUUACCUCCUCCUCAGGAGAGACAUCUUAAAACUGCAUUCUCUUUCACAGGAAAACUAAAGCAUGCUGGCACGAGCACCGAUAUCCUACAACAACAGCUUCAGCUACAACAGCAAGCGCUUGCUGCCGCUACUGGUGCUCCUAUUCCCACGUUAACAGACGGGAUUGUGAACGUUAUACAGUCGUCGGCUGGUUCGCAGCAACAGCAGCAGCAACAACAAUUAGUCGACACCAGCCAACCGCCGCCAAUCAGACCGCCAACAUCGGCUGCGCUACUGCCACCUCCAAAUACGCAGCUGCAGAUGAUGCCUCCGGCCUUUACGAUGCCCGGAGUGCCACGAAUGAUUAGUCACAUGGGCCUACAAAUGACGCACGGGUUAAUGCCCAAUGUCCCGAUCGGAGUUCCGCCACCUAACAUGCAGAGUUUGCUGGGACCACCAGGCAUGAUGCAGACUAUGUUAACGCCAUCAGUUAACCCGCCAUUCGGAGCAGGUGUUGGCGUAAGUUUAUUGACGCAAAUCCCGAUGCCCGCGCCUGCUGCAGCGCCUUCGGAUAAGCCAAAUUCCACCGGUAUGCCGCACAACGUUCCACCCAUUGGAGUACCUCCACCCACUACAGAGACAAGUAUGCCGAAUUUGCCAAUGCUACGACAGCCGUACGGAGUCGGUCCUGCGCCGCCGAUGCAGCUGCAACUGCCUCAACAGCAGCAUCACUCGGAUGAUAUGGACGUGGAGAUGGAGGACGCAAUGCCGCAGAGUCUGAGUAGCAACGUACUAAAGGAUAAACAACCAAAUCUCAGUGAUCAGUUGAUCGCGGCGAUGAAUAUGGGUAGCAACGUAAACGACGGUCGUCUAGAGAGUGAUCAGGUACGCGAGUACAAAGAACGGGAACGCGACCGGGAGAAUAGGGAGAGGAGAGAUCGGGGCGAUCGGGAUCGUGGGGAUCGUAUGGACGUGAACGAGUGUAGGAUGGAUCGCAGUAGGGACAGAGGACGAGGACGGGAUCGCGGUCGCGAUAGACGAAGGGAUAAUCGCGAAGGUCGCGACAGGGAGAGAGACGACAGACGCGACAGAGAGAAUCGGGAGGCCCGGGAGAGCGGCGUCAGACAUUCGGAGGGACUGAGCACGCAGAAUCAAAAUGUUCAGGAGGGCGAAAGCAUGGCGAAGAAGGAAGGCAAACCUAGUCUGGCUGAGCGAUUGCGACAAUUGGCGGAUGGUACACUGCCAUUGGAUGAUCGGAUGGAUAGGAAUUUACGUGGCAACCGAACAGUCGAGCGCAAUAACGAGCGAAGUGACAGGGGUUUCGAAGAAACCCCCGGAGGAGGAAGUGGCGGUGGUAGUAGUGGUGGUGCCGGUGGCACAAGUGGUGCUAGUAGUGGUGCUGGUGCUGGUGGUGGGCGGCGACCACUCAGCGACAUGCCGAUCUCCCUGAUGGAUUUACCGAAAUUCAGCGGAGUUCUGCCCCCAGACCGGACAGAUUUCCCGCGAGGACCGGACUUUCGAGGUGGACCGCAAGACGCGCGGGAGUUUCCACAGCGCGGCCUAACUGACCGAUCUGAUCGGCAGAGUUUCCCAUCUCGGGGGGGUCCAAGGAGUUCGCAGAUGGACGACUUUUUGGACCUCAGGAUGCAGCCUGGCAUAUUCCCGGAGGACUACGAGGGCAGAUUGGGUCACAAUGGGCCGCGGCCCGACGACUUUCCACCAGCCAGGCUGGUUCCGACUCGAGAGGAGUUUGAGCGACCGGAAGUGCGUGCUCGUAGACCACCUGUGGACGAAUACGAGCGCGAACGUUUCGAGUACGAGAUGAGGCGCGACGGUUUUGAUCCCAGGAUGCAGGACUCCUUCGAUCCUAGGAGUCACAACGAACGACCGGAGUUCGAUCCUCGCAGAAGGGAGUUCUUUGGUGGUCCAAUGGAGCCUGUGUUCGGAAUGCCGCCACUGAUGGGUCCCAAAGGGCCGAGGGGACCGGUCGGUCCCGAUGGAUUUGGACCGCGAGGAUCCAGAGGACCAGGUCCUCUGAUGUUCCAUCCGCGGGGAAUGGGCCCGAGAGGUAUGAGACCCGGGAUGAGGCCGUUCGCACCCCGAGGUCCCCCGUUUGAUCCUAGGGAAGCAGAUUCCUUUUUCCGGCCGUUCGACGAUAUGCGCAGUCGUCCUGGGCCGCAUAUCCGGCCACCAUUCGGUCCGAUGGGCCCACCAGCCAUGCACGGUCCAGACGGACCGUGGAGAGGUCAGGAGGGGGCAGGCAGCGCUGGACUACCUGCGUCAUGGCCCGGACAGGAACCUGACGCACAUGGACAGCGAGAGAAUCAUUUGCCGCGGGACAAGCAAAAGCUUAUAGGGAAGCAUCAGGACUUUAAGAACAUAUCCGAGAAUCGCAAUCGGAAUCGCAAGUCUAGAUGGGGUAAUGUCAGUCCACCACUGAUGGACGAUGAGAUACCACCGCCGCCACCACCACCACCACCACCGCCACCGCCGUCGUCAUCGGAGGACAUUGAGAAGAAAGCGUCCGAAGACGAUGGAGAACCGAUGGAAGCGAAGGAUAACUUUGAUACUUCGUCCUCCGCCGUUCUCGGCCAACACGAUCUCCUGAUGCAGAGGGAGCAAGAGUUGACAGCUCGUCGCGAGCAAGACGUAAUGGUGGGUGGUGAUGGUGAAAACGAGCUGGCGAGUAUAUCGAACGACGAGGGUGUCAACCGUGAAACCAGCUACAGAAAUGACGAGGGUCGGACAACCGGUAAUCUCUACGAAAUUGACGCGGACCAUUUCCCUAACGACGAUUUAGCGCUAAAGCAGCGGGAGGAGGAGCAGUGUGAAUACGAAGCACCCAUUCCAGCUGAGAAUUCAGCGCAACAAAGUGCGGUACAACCGAUUGAACAAAUAGGCCACGUCAGUGAGAACCAUAGUGAUCAAUCAGUGGAACAGCAAGUGGAUUCCUUAUAGACAGAAGGGGAAAUAAAAUGUAAGAAUGAAACGCAGAGGAAAGAUUAAUAUCGAAAAAAGAUUACCAAAGUAAAGCUAAAGGAUCUUCAGGCAGAUUCAUGUAAAAUAUCGUUUAAACCGAUACAAUGUACAUAGAGUGCAAAAGAGCGAUUGAGAGAGAGAGGGAGAGGGAGAGGGAGAGGGGGGGAGAGAGAGAGAGUUCGAUAUUGUGAAAAAUUAUCGCACACUGGAGUGGUGGGGGAGAGCCGUUGGGUGCUAGUGAGUGGGUUUUUUUUAUCUUUCAGUCAUCAGAGUAUUCUCAAUUGUUGACUGUAAGUCGAUCAAGAUUCUUUUCUCGACCGAAAUCUGCUGCCUAGAUUAAUUGCUGUGAUAGUGAACACAGGACCUGUUUAUCCAUAUGUAGAAGUGUAUAUAUACAUACAUACAUACAUAUAUGCACACAGAGUUUCUUAAUCGAAAUUCUUUUAUCACGGUCUACUUUUUUUUCUUUUAUCUCGAAUGACCGUGAUUUCGCAGUACAGAAUUUUAUAUAUGUAUAUAUAUAUAUAUU